Danio aesculapii is the source of this 5597-nucleotide messenger RNA. Its product is annotated as lysophosphatidylcholine acyltransferase 1. Gene Ontology annotation, molecular function: calcium ion binding. NCBI's taxonomy places the organism in Eukaryota, Metazoa, Chordata, Actinopteri, Cypriniformes, Danionidae. The record is from RefSeq and is a predicted model, not a curated record. The transcript has 14 exons. The coding region runs from base 168 to 1751 and encodes 527 amino acids.
GAUUCUGCCCCUCCAUGACAUCCAACGGGACUGAGUGAGUGCGCGCACACGAAGAGAGCCGCGAAAUACAUGAUCCUCCUCCAGAUCCCGCUCCACAGCACGUUAUAACGCUUCAUUAGGCGUCAAACAGGCACGCACACACACACGCGCGCACACAGACGGUCGAGAUGAGGAUGAAGAAGAGCGCGCACGCGGAUGAGGAGAAGCGCGCUCCCUUCAGGAACCCGUUCGUGCACGAGCUGCGCUUCACGGCUGCGCAGAAGCUGCAGAUCGGCCUGAUGACGCUGACGCUGUUCCCCCUCCGCCUCUUCAUUGCCGCCUUCAUGAUGCUGCUGGCCUGGCCCUUCGCCUUCAUCGCCACUGUGGGGCGCUCCGAGAACACUGUGGAGACACAGAGACUAUGGAGGAGGCUGGUGGAUGUGGCUCUGCGCACCAUCAUGCGGGUCAUGUGGUUUGCUGGUGGUUUCCACUGGAUCAGCAUUAAAGGCAGGCCGGCUCCGCCCACUGAAGCCUCCAUCCUCACCCUCGGCCCGCACUCCUCCUACUUUGACGCCAUUCCCGUCACCAUGACGAUGGCAUCCAUCGUGAUGAAGGCCGAGAGCAAAGACAUCCCGCUGUGGGGCACGCUGAUCAAAUACAUCCGGCCGGUGUUUGUGUCUCGAUCAGACCAGGACUCCAGACGCAAAACAGUGGAGGAGAUCAAGAGGAGAGCGCAUUCUGGAGGAGCCUGGCCACAGAUCAUGAUAUUUCCAGAAGGGACGUGCACCAAUAGAUCCUGCCUGAUCACGUUCAAACCAGGAGCUUUUAUUCCAGCAGUUCCUGUUCAGCCGGUCGUGAUCCGCUACCCAAACCAGCUGGACUCCAUCACCUGGACAUGGCAGGGCCCCGGAGCGUUUAAGAUCCUGUGGUUGACUCUCUGUCAGCUUCACAAUAAGUUCGAGAUCGAGUAUCUGCCCACUUACUCACCCUCAGAGGAGGAGAAGAAGAACCCAGCGCUCUUCGCUCACAAUGUGCGCCGCCUGAUGGCCAAAGCGCUGCAGGUCCCCAUCACAGAUUACUCCUUCGAGGACUGUCAGCUGGCGAUGGCAGAGGGGCAGAUCCGGCUGCCCGUACACACCUGCCUGUUGGAGUUUGCUAAACUGGUGCGCAGUCUGGGACUGAAGCGACAGGACUCGGAGCGGCUCCUGCGGGAUUAUGGGAGCAGAGCUGUGAAACUGCAGGGCGAGAGACUCAGUCUGGAGGGAUUCGCUCAGUUCUUGGACCUGCCCCAGUCUGAGAUGCUUAGAGACAUGUUCACACUGUUCGACGAGAAUGAAGAUGGCUCGAUUGACGUCCGGGAGUUCGUGAUCGCUUUCUCUGUGGUGUGUCGACCUGCUAAAACUCUGGACACCAUCAGGCUGGCCUUCAGGCUGUUCGAGGCGGAUGAGGACGGAGCGAUCACAGAGAAUGAGCUGAUGUGUGUGUUGCGGAUGGCUCUGGGUGUUGCGGAGCUCAAAGUCAGCCGGCUGUUCAGAGCCAUCGAUGAGCAGGACACAGGGAAAAUCACAUUCGAGUGUUUCAGGGAGUUUGUGGAUCAUCAUCCAGAUUUCGCAGAGCAGUUUCUGUACUCAGAGAACACAGGCUUCGGCAGCAGCUCCCCGACUCACGCCAACGGCUUCUGUGCAGACUUCAGUCCCAGUGAACAACAACAACACAAACAGCAACACAAACAGCUCCAGCAGCAGCAGCAGCGGCGGCAGAAACAGCACUGAGCACGCUCUCCUCCUCCUCCUGCAGCAUUUCACACCCGCCACGCUUUUAUUCUUUUAAGAGCAAAUUCAAGGGAUUUUCUUUUGCUAAAACAAAUACUUGAAAGCCGAGCACUUGUUUGUUUUGUCAUCGGUUGAUUUAUCUGUGUGCAUGUUCCUGAAGGCGGCGCACACGCGGAUCUGCGCAGUUUCUGCUGUUCUGCGGGUCUGCAGAUGCUCAGUCAGUGUUUGCAUGGCAGUAUUCCUCCGUGUGUGUGCGUGCGUGUGUGUGUGUGUGUGUGUGUGUGUGUGUUUGGAGCGCUGGUGACUGAUCUGUGAGCUCUGUCUCCUCCUGCUGGACAAGCUGCGGGUCUGAGGCGCAACACACACACACUGAAGUGCAGCUUUUACUGUGCAGCGAUUCGGCCCACAACUCAGGCUGCAGGGAAACGGCUUCAGCUUUCUGUAAAGUGUGUGUGUGUGUGUGUGUGCGUGUGUGUGCUUUUGUGCAUGCAAGUGUGUGUGUGUGUGUGUGUAUGUGUUUUUCAUGUGUGUGUUCUCCUUUCAUACGGUCCAUUAUUAUUCAUAACCGUCCAACAACCAGUUGAUGAUCAAUCAGAGGGGUUUAUGGGUCGUCAUUGGGUUGUUUUAUUUGAUUUUCUUCAGGUACUGAAAUAACAACUGCGUUUAAAAAGGACCAAAUCCAGAAUAAAGACUGUGGUGACGUUAGAGAAUCAGGAAUCUGAAGCGUGACAUUCAGACUUCUCCUCAAUCGUAGAGCGUUUACCUUUUGAUAAACACACAUAUUCCUGUAUUUUUCUAUUUUUGACUCCAGCGAUUCGGCCAAUCACAGCGUCUCCUUUCUAGUGUUUUAGCGUAGCGCUCUAGCCGUCCUUUUGGUUUGCGUUUGACAUCAAGUCUUCCUUUCUGCAGUUUUGGUGAACAAUCGUCCCGUAUUAUUGUCAGUUCUCCUGAAUUCAGAUUGAGAAUAACUCCACUGCCGGAUGUUUACCAGUUACAGAUAUAUUUAUUCAGGUUUUGAACCACAUCGUGAGGCCGAGACGCAGUCAUUUUCUUAUGUUUCGGUCUCAAAAAAAUUAGAUUUAAGAUUUUAUUUUGCUAAAAAAUGCUGUUAUUAUUGAUGACGGUGGUUUUUCUAUGUUUUCUAUCAGUUUACAGUCAGUCAGUUUAGCGUUAUCAAAGUUAUCAGACUGUGUUUAUCAUCAGCUGAUCCUGCGUCAGUCAGUCUGAGCCGCUCCUCACUCUUCAGUUGUCCACUAUAAUCCUCCUCAACUCAACAUUUCAGCCAAGCAAUAUUUCAGCAACGUCGCCACCUUUGUAAAGCUAUUUCUGAUAUGUAUUUUGAAUAUUCCGAGUGCGGGGCAUUUUGUGAAUUUUGAUAUACAUAAAAGAAUCUCACUGCCGUGACAGAUCUGAGAUCAGACUGAGGAUGAUAACUAGUCUUUCUGCAUUAUUACUGUUAGCGCUACAGAGCGACUGCGAUCUCCUCCAGAUUGCUGGUCUUGUAUAUGUGCUCAUCGGCCGGAUCUUCAGUCUCUCUGAGCGCAUGAAGGCCGAGUCUCGCUGUCUGACUCUACUUUCAGUCUGACUCUUCUAUUGUUUUCUUUUGUUUAGUGAGUUCCGUCUGUGCUCUGACAGCCGGCUGCUUAGACUGAGCAGAGGGGGAUUGUGGGAUUGCUUUGGAACUGAUUGUCUGUGUUUAUAGAGGAGAAUCUCAUGAAAACACUCUGUCUUGUUUACACUCACAUGACAAAAAUACUAUAGUAGUUUAUCAUAAAUACUGUAGUGUUUCUGAACCAUAAUAUAGUAAAGUACUUGAAUUAAUCUGCAGUGAUUCUACAGUUGCUAUGGUAACACAAGAACCAUAGUUACUGAUCUGUUGUGGUGAUUCUACAGUUGCUAUGGUAACACAACAACUAUAGUUACUGAUCUGUUGUGGUGAUUCUACAGUUGCUAUGGUAACACAACAACUAUAGUAACUGAUCUGUUGUGGUGAUUCUACAGUUGCUAUGGUAACACAACAUCUAAAGUAACUGAUCUGAUGUAAUUAUUCAGUUGCUAUGGUAACACAACAACUAUAGUAAAUCAUCUGUUGUUGCAAUUCUACAGUUGCUAUGGUAACACAACAACUAUAGUAACUGAUCUGUUGUGGUGAUUCUACAGUUGCUAUGGUAACACAACAACUAUAGUAAUAUAAACAAAUGACCCAAUACUGUAGUUUUCUACAGCUGUAGGGUAUAUUACACUGCAAUACUCCACAGUUUACUGUAGUAAAAACUUAAGUAUACUACAGUAUGCAUCACAGUUAAUCAGUUCUCUAUAGUUAACUCUACAGCGUGCUGCAACAUUCAUUAAUAGUAUUGUAAAUACUAUAAUAUAUACAGUAUAACAUACUCUACUAUAGUAUGGUUCAAAAACACUAACAGCAUUUACUAUACAUUACUACAGUAUUUUCUCAUGUGGGCAUUGGUUACUGUAAAAAACAAUGAAAUAAUUAAUUAAAAUAAUGCAAGUUCAUUUGAAUUUGGUUAGCCAGAUCAGUAUUUUACAAUUUAAAUAUUAUAUUGUUGUGUACGUUGCCUUCAAAAUAAUCAUUUCAGUUAGCUAAAGGGGUAGUUCAUCCAAAAAUUACAACUCGCUUAAAGGUAUUUACCCUCCCUCAAGCAUUCCCGAGCCUUUAUGAGUUUCUUUCAGCUGUUCAAUACAAAGGAAGAUGUUUUGAAGAAUGCUGAAAUCCAUUGACUUCCAAAGUAGGAAAAAGCAAUGGUUAGCGGUUUUCAGCAUUCUUCCCAAUAUAUUCUUUUGUGUUUAUCAGAAAUAAGAACUCAUGAAGGGAGUAAAAGCUUUUCAUUGUUGGGUGAACUGUCCUUUUAACAGAAUUAGUUUACAAUGUAUAACUCCAUAUAAUCUCUAUUUUUAUUUGGAGAAAAUGCAGACAAACUCAAAAGUUAGGUCACAUUUCUUCUCUCAUAAGAAUGAACCCAGUUGCUGCAUUCGUCUUAACUUUGUCUAGAAUACAGGUGAAGUCAAAAUUAUUAAUAUCCAUUAUGUCAUUUGUUUUUGCAAAUAUUUCCCUGAUGAUGUUUCUCAGAUUCAGGAGUUUCUCACAGUAUUUCCUCUAAUAUUUGUUCUUCUGGAGAAAGUCUUAUUUGUUUUAUUUCAGCUAGAAUAAAAGCAGUUUUUAAUAGUUUUAAAGCCAUUUUAAGCUCAAUAUUAUUAGCUCCUUCAGCAAUAUUAGUGUUGGAUUGUCUCCAGAAUAAACCACUGUUAUACAAUGACUUGCCUAAUUACCCUAACUUUACCCUAAUUACCCUAGUGAAGCCUUUAAAUGUCACUUUAAGCUGAAUACUGGUGUCUUGAAGAAUAUCUAGUCUAAUAUUAUGUCCUGUCAUCAUGAUAUAGACAAUAGACAUCAGUUAUUAGAGAUGAGUUAUUAACACUGUUAUGAUUAGAGAUGUGUUCACUGAUAAACAGAAAUUGGAGAAAAUAUAAAAGAAUUCCAGUUUAACAGGAGGGUGAAUAAUUCUGACUUCAGCUGUAUGUGUAAAUGGUUACAGUAAGAGCGUCCAGUAAACGUGUCGGACUGAUGAAUGAGUUCCUCUCUCAGUGAUGUUGAUCUGAACUCCUCUGUGUUUCUCUGCUGUUCUGUGUGUCGAGCUCAAGAAGAAAAGCCCAUUCUGGCUCUUUCUGACGGCUCUUCUGACACGUCCGGCUCUGUUUUCUGUUCUCUGACUUUAUUUUCUGAUGUUUUCGAGAGUCGUGUGUACAGAUGACCUGGUCUGGUCUGGUCUGCUGUGAAAUGACUGUCAUACUGACUCUUGAAGAAUAAAAAGGGACAUUUGAGCACGA